Molecule: messenger RNA, 891 nt
Organism: Diplodia corticola
Lineage: Eukaryota; Fungi; Ascomycota; Dothideomycetes; Botryosphaeriales; Botryosphaeriaceae
Product: short-chain dehydrogenase
Exons: 3
Coding region: 1-891 (296 amino acids)
Molecular function (GO): oxidoreductase activity
Source: RefSeq, a predicted model, not a curated record
AUGUCUUCUCAACCACUGAUCUGGGUCAUCACUGGAGCGACCUCUGGCUUCGGUCUCGCUCUCUCUCUGCGCGCUUUGCGUACUGGUCACACCGUUUACUCGACUGUGCGGCGUCGCACAGGUGAUCGCUAUGCAGAUGCUGUCAAAACCAUCGAAGAAGCAGGCGGGAAAUGUGUUGAGCUGGACGUCAGCGACCUGGAUGCCAUCCCAAAGGCCAUUGAAAGCAUUUUGGGCGAGUGCGAUGGCAAGGUCGACGUGCUGGUGAACAACGCGGGUCUCAAAGAGACCAAGCACCAGAUGGACACCAACUUCUUCGGGCCCCUUAGCCUCAUCCAAGCCGUGAUCCCGUACAUGCGCGCCCGCCGCACUGGCACCAUUGUCAACAUUUCCAGCACGGCAGGGUUCUACGCGCUUCCCUCUUGCGGCCUCUACUCUGCAUCCAAGUUCGCGCUCGAAGGCCUCACCGAAUCCCUCGCCGCUGAGCUCACCCCAUUCGGAAUUGACGUGUUGCUCGUCGAGCCAGGGGCGUUUCGCACCAGUUUCCUCAAAUCCGGCGUGCGCACCGAGAAGGCCCUCAGCCCGGCCUACGCCGAGGCGGACCACCCCCUCGCGAAGACGUACGAACGGUUCAACCAAUACAAGGAACAAGGGCCGCCCGGCGACCCCGAGAAGGCCGCACGGGUAAUGUACGAAGUCAUUGUCGGGAAUACUCAGGGCGAGCAAAUUGGAGAGGCAGGUGAGCUGAAGGGCAAGGUGCUGCGCCUAUUGCUAGGGAGUGAUGCCGUCAGUCGAAUGGAAGGGAAAAUAGGAAGUUUGCAAAGUGAUCUGAAGACGAUGAGAAGCGUGGCGAUGGCAACGGAUGCGGAUGACGCAAGGAAAUUCGUCUUGUAG